UUAAUCAAUGUUUAACCUAAUACAUUAAAACUGUAAAGGUGUUGAUACAUAACAAGGGGACUGGACUGUAGGUGUACAGUAAUCUACAGUUGUAUUAAGUCUUUGUUUUUACCCUCUCUUGCCUUAAAUACCAGUAACUUGAGAUUUGUGCUAAAAUGCUGGAUCACUAAGAUUUAUCCUGAACUAUAGUUGUACUGUAUUUGUGUGAACAGCACUUCACAGCUUUAGUAUUAUCACUGAACAAUGUGAGGUAGAUGUUAAAACACUUGCUGAUCUCUCAAACAACAGGUUUCACAGUGAAGAAUGGAAGAUUCCUUCAUUAACAUCACCUCACAGAACAGAAGCUACAAUAACAGCACCACCGUCUCUUAUGAUAAUGAACCUUUCAUGUACGUGGUGACAUGCAUUAUCAUUUGUAUCAGCCUUCCUUUGACCCUAGUGGCCAUCCAUGGAGUCUGUUCUCUGGUCAGAAACGAUCACGUGGCUCCGAUCUACAUCAUCAACCUUCUGAUUUCUGACCUCAUUCAACUCUGCUGCAUGAUCGUUGAAGUGGUACUACCUGAGGAUUCAAUCAUCACAAUGAUCUUCUUUUUUAUUUACCUCUGGGGUCUGAUGGCGAGUGUUGGCUUCAUGGUGUGUGUCGCCCUGGAAAGGUAUCUGGUCAUCACCUGGCCGCUGUGGUACCGCUUCAGACGAACCAUCAAGACCUCUGUAGUGGUCUGUGUCGUGGUCUGGACCCUUCCUCUUGUGACUUUCUUCUCUAUGGUUUUCUUGGCUGAUUUAGUCGACAUGCUAAUCCCCUUUGGAGUCUUCUUCCUCCUUCCCUUCCCUCUGUUCAUAUUCUUCCUGCAUGGGACCGUUAAAGCCCUGUCUGCAGCCAUUAGUGUCCCUGCUGAUGAAAAACGACGAAUUAUUGCAGUUUUGAUUCUGGUUCUACUUAUUUACACACUGUUGUUCUUGCCCUCCAUCAUUUUGUUACUUGUAGAAGAAGCCAGAAAUAACAUUACCCUCGAUGAUGUGUCUUUCGUGUUUGUAAAGUUGAGUCCUCUUGCAGACGUGUUCCUGUAUGUUUUCAUUAGGAAAGGAGCUGUAGACAAGCUGUUGGCCUCUCUGUGUCGUUGCAGGAUGGACAGCGAUGAUAGCAACAGAUCAACAGCAUGAAUGAUGACAACUUAUACACAGUCGCUCCAUGUAGUCAGAGAAAGAGAGAAAAACAGAAGAAGAAAUGUAGGAAAUAAAGACAAGACAGAUACUGUCGUCUUCUCACAUGAUUUCCUACAACACAUCUAACUGUAGGUUCACUUGCUGCGGUGCACUGUGAAAGCUUCAAGACAUGUACAUAAAAUGUUCUAUAAAAAGUUCAUGUAUAUCAUUAUUACACUUUAAUCACAAAAACAAACCUUAUAUUAUUUUAGGAUAAUCAGCAGCAUGAUCACUCUGCCAAUAUAACCACAUCUCUCUCAUUCUUAGAUCUUUAUUUUGUCUGUUUUCUGCAAGUUUUACUUUUUCCUGGUUAUAAAUAGUGUCUAAUCACAAUUGUAUUUUUUUUUGUGGUUUGUUGUAAAUUAAUUUUUUAAUAAAGUAAAUCCUGCUUGUUUACCUUUAUUCAGUGACAAUUUUCUGUUUACAUCACAUAUAGUAAAUUGUUUUGCAGGUCUCACAGUUUGAACUAAUAUAAACUAACUAAUGGCGUCACUACACUCAGAGCAGAGUAUGAUCACUAUCAUCUGAACUUUCUGUCAGAUGGUUGAGCACCCACUCAU
Molecule: messenger RNA, 1763 nt
Organism: Seriola aureovittata
Lineage: Eukaryota; Metazoa; Chordata; Actinopteri; Carangiformes; Carangidae
Product: ovarian cancer G-protein coupled receptor 1-like
Exons: 3
Coding region: 304-1161 (285 amino acids)
Biological process (GO): phospholipase C-activating G protein-coupled receptor signaling pathway; positive regulation of Rho protein signal transduction
Cellular component (GO): membrane
Molecular function (GO): G protein-coupled receptor activity
Source: RefSeq, a predicted model, not a curated record